Molecule: messenger RNA, 3615 nt
Organism: Closterium sp. Naga37s-1
Lineage: Eukaryota; Viridiplantae; Streptophyta; Zygnematophyceae; Desmidiales; Closteriaceae
Source: the annotation of a GenBank genome assembly
AUGGCGCGUAGAUUUGACCGUAGCGGUCUUAUCGUCUUCUUGACCGCUAUUUACGUCUGCUCAUCGCUGUCCUCUCCGUCCCUCGCCAGCAGCGCCGACUACGCCAACCAGGCUUCCCCCUCCCUCUUCCCUGCCCCUUCCCGCCGUCCCGCCGUCCCGCCUCCCCGCCUCCCCCUCCCCUUCCCCCUAGACUCCGUGCCCCCAACCGACACGUGGAAGGAAUCCAAGCCGUUGCUGCCGCUCUCCGGGCAAGCGCGGAACGCCACCGUCCGAUCCGACGUCACCUCCUUCUUCCGCGUCCCCAGCACGUGUGGCGACGCAAGCGGCGCCGCAGGAGGCGGAGAAGGGCGAGGAGCAGGGGCAGCGGCGGGGUGGAACACUGGGGUGGGUGGAAGCGGCGGGGACGCGCGGUGGUAUGUGAAUGUGGAGAUAUGGGGGCUGUUUGCGCCGGGAAACGACACGUCCGUGUUCUACCUGCCCAUGCUCAUGGUGAACAGUGCUGGCGAAGUGCCCACCGUGCUGGUUACCAACACGCUGCAAUAUCGCCUGGACGAUCACACGAGCAUAGACUACCCCAGUAAGAGCGCGCACCGCUUUUACCCAAUGCCAGAAAUCAGAAUGCCUGCAAACCCUAACACCUCUUUCCCCACUUCUUUGCCUACCGCUUUGCCCGCCUCUUUGCCCCGUGUCAUUGCUGUCCUUUCCGUGCUUCCGCCCAUCUCAUCCCACCACCCCAUCCUUCUGACGUCUUCCCAUGUUUUCCUUCCCAUGUUUUCCUUCCCAUGUUUUCCUUCCCAUGUUUUCCUUCCCAUGUUUUCCUUCCCAUGUUUUCCUUCCCAUGUUUUCCUUCCCAUGUUUUCCUUCCCAUGUUUUCCUUCCCAUGUUUUCCUUCCCAUGUUUUCCUUCCCAUGUUUUCCUUCCCAUGUUUUCCUUCCCAUGUUUUCCUUCCCAUGUUUUCCUUCCCAUGUUUUCCUUCCCAUGUUUUCCUUCCCAUGUUUUCCUUCCCAUGUUUUCCUUCCCAUGUUUUCCUUCCCAUGUUUUCCUUCCCAUGUUUUCCUUCCCAUGUUUUCCUUCCCAUGUUUUCCUUCCCAUGUUUUCCUUCCCAUGUUUUCCUUCCCAUGUUUUCCUUCCCAUGUUUUCCUUCCCAUGUUUUCCUUCCCAUGUUUUCCUUCCCAUGUUUUCCUUCCCAUGUUUUCCUUCCCAUGUUUUCCUUCCCAUGUUUUCCUUCCCGCCUUCUCCCCCGGAGCAGACUUUCGGUCGGGGCAGCCGUACCAGAUAGUGAGCGUGCCGCAGGACGACCUCGUUAAGAACGGCUCCGUUAACACGACGGAGCUGAUAGUGGGCAUAUUCAGCGACUCGUACAUUGCGGAGGGGCAGGACCUGGGCUUCUCCAUCCGCGCCUUCUGCUCGCAGGGCAGGGGGUGUCCGCUGAACUGCAGUGGGCGGGGCGUGUGCGGGCAGGGGGGAGUGUGCCAGUGCCCCGAGGGGUGGGGCGGCACUGCUUGCGCUGAUGGUGAGACACGGGUGGGCGUGGGGGAUGCAGGAAGGGAGGGCUGUGUGCGGGCAGGGGGGCGUGUGCCAGUGCCCCGAGGGUUCCGCCCAUCAGUUCCGUGGGGGAUACAUGCAGGAAGGGAGGGGUGUGUGUGGGCGGGCAGGGGGCUGUGUGCGGGAGGGGGGAGUGAGCCAGUGCCCCGGGGCGGCGCUGCUUGCGUGGAUGGUGAGACGUUGGGGAAGGGGGGUGGGAUUGCUGAGGCGGCAGUGGUGCAUGACAUCCAGCCGGGUUUGCAGACCCUUGCUCCCGGGCAAUGGGCCUUCUUCCAGAUUCAGGUGACCCAACCUCACACCAAGCUGCUCAUUCAAAUGGAGCGAGCAGCGGGCGACCUUGUCCUAUUCGCCAAGCGACAGGAGCAGGGCUUCCUGCCCUUCGGCAUGCCCACCGUCUUCGACUUCAACGGCUUUGCCGACAUGGACUCCUUCCGCCAGCGCCUCGACCGCCACCAAAUCGUCUGGAACCGCACUAAACCGGGGAUCGUGUUGGUGGCCGUACUGAACAACGAUGUGGAUUUGAGGGAGACGGGCGGGUUCAGACUGGAGUAUCGGCUAGCUGUGGGGCGCGAGGGCAGGGCGCUGUGCCCGUGGGACUGUGGGUGGCCCGCUGGGUUCUGCCAGGCGAUGGUGCCGGAAGGAGGAGGGAACGGGGGGGCGGAUGGAGGGGAUGGGAGCGCGGAGACGCAGUGCGUUUGCAACCCGGACUCUGCGGGAAGCUUCUGCCAGGGAGGCCUGCAGACAGCGGAGCUAGGCAAGGCAGUGAGUGGUGUGCUGCCUCCGGGGCGAUGGACGUACAUGCAGUUCACCUUCAACCCCACCACCAACAAGCAGAUCGUCAUCAGCUUCACCCGCAAAGGCGGUCAAGCCAGCCUAGUAGCGAGGCAGGGAGCCGUGCCCUCUCUACUUGAAAAUGAUUAUCGCUUCACAGUGCGAGUGACGAACGACACGCUGGUGUCGCUGUUUGACGUGGUGAACUCGUCCCUGGAAGGGCCCUACACGUUUGGCAUCUUCAACCUCAACUACUAUGUGCACCAGAGCUGCGAGUUUGAACUGGAAUUCAAGUACAAAGACUCCUCCAGCUUCUUUGACUCGCCAUACAUAAUCAUAAUCUAUGCAGUGGUCGCCUUCCUGCUGCUCGUCCUCAUAGUCAUCGUGCUAAGAUGUGUCAUCCGCCGCCCGCCCCCCGCCGCUGCUGACGUGGAGCUCUCCGCCAUCGGUGACAUGGACAGGCAUGUGGAGGCAGCGCCAACGGGGGUGGACAGGGCGCUGGUGGAGUCAUUCCCGCUGGUGAAGUUCAGAGACGACCUCUUUGAGUCCUCUGAUGACGCGCACUGUGCGGUGUGCCUGGCGGACUAUGACGAGCAGGAGAGUCUGAGGAAGCUGCCGGCGUGCAGCCACUACUUCCACGUCUCAUGCAUCGGGGAGUGGCUGCGCACACGCUGCUCCUGCCCCCUCUGCCGCCGCUACGUGCUGCUGCAGCCCCCACAGCCCCAGCAACCAGAACAGACAGAACAGCAACAGAAUCCGUCACAGAUAGAGCAGGCAGGACAGCCGACCCAGCCCACACAGUUGGAGCUGAACAACCGAAGUUGUGCGGAGGAUCAGUCGGGGCAUCUGCUUCCAACCCCGUUGGGGCAGAGCAUUGAGAGGUGUGAGGAGGUGCGGUCAGAGCAUGAGGAGGAGGAGCGAGUGGCAGUGCAGGGGCACGGGAUGGCGCAAGUGGGUAUAGAGGGAGGUGAGGUUAUAGAGGGAGCUGGGGAGGAUUGUGGUGUGCCGCACCUACAGCAGGAGCGGCAAGAGCUGCAGGAGGAGCAGCAUCGGCAACAAUUACAAGAGCAGGGGGAAGGGGAGAGGGAUGGGCAGUGGCAUGAAGAGGAGAGACUGAUGAAGCGGGAGGGGGAGGAGCAGAUGAAGCUGGAGGAGUGUGAAGGGGAGAAUGAUAUAAUAUGUAACCCAGAGCCAGCUUUAGAAGGCUUGUUGGAUAGAGAUGGAAGGCAGCAGGGGGAGCGGCAUGGGGAGGAUCAUGCAGAACUGGCUGAGCAUGCAUGCAUUAGCAGGAUUCCAUAA